CUGACCUCCACGGCUGACACCAUGGCCGAAGGAUUGUUGAGUUACAACAACAAAUAGUUUAACAGCACCAGACGGACAGAAGCGGUGAAACCUGCACCGAAUGCUUUUUUAUGCGGAAGCUUGCAGCCUCCUCUUCGUGCUUGCUAUCUUCCACAUUCAAUCUGGCACCUCCGAAAUUCUGGCAGCGUCUGAAUUCCUGAAAUCAGCUUGUGAAGGCAGCCAGUCAGAAUGCCAGCUCGCUGUGGGAACAGUCUGGACAGUUCGCUCUGGCCCAGCUGUUUUGCCGAAGAUAUUCACAUUCAUGACAGCACACGACAGCACCUCGGAUGUCCCGGCGAGUCGCAACGCGUCGUCAAUAGCAGAGCUUUCGCUCGGGGAACAGUCGAGCCUCUUCAGCGUGCCUGCAAAUGGCACCGUUGAGCUCAGAGGCUUGCGCAUAAUUGAUGUCACGUUGCCGUCGGCGCCCUUCCCGCUGCCGGCGUCAGGCUUUCUGGCGCUGUCGGCGUUCCGGCUGGGCGCGGGCGCGCGGCUGCGGCUGGUGGACAGCUUCCUCACAGUGCCCUCCUGCGCGUUGCUGUCGCUGCACCAGACGUACGCGUGCGGCGUGUCUCCAUCUCCCAACGUGACGGUGACGCCCAGCAGCCUGGUGGUGCACCGCCUGACGACGCCCAGCCUGGAUGCGACCAACGUGACGGUUCAGUGCUCGGGCGCCGCGGCUCCCUAUCCAUGCCUGGCGGAGUCCUUUCCCGGCCAGGUUCCUCUGUUGUCCUAUAUGCAGCGCGCCUCCCAAACUAUCAGCGUCGCAGCCCGUACCUACGGCGGGACGCCGCCGCCCGUGUACGGCUUUCUGACACGUGACAUGGCGCUGGUUGACCCGGCUGCUGCCAGGUAUGACACGGGCGGCGGCGCCGCAACGUGUGGCAAUGGCAGCAGCGGCAGCAACGGCACGGCUGCUGGCGACGCGCCACAGCAGCUGCUAGGCGACCCAGACACUGUGGGGCCGCAACGGGCGCCCGAGGCGUCGUCGGCAUGUGCCGCCAUCGCGUGGGGCAAUCGGCUGGUGCUGGCGGGGGACGGCACCGCGCAGCAACGCACCGUGUUGGACUUAGCGCACAGCACCUCGAUGCUGUACCUGCAGAUUCCCGACGGCAAGGUGGAGUUCCGCAACCUCACGCUGCGCAACCCCCCGCCUGGGCCGCCCGGCUACCUGCCGUACACGCUGCUGCGGCUGCCCAUCUGGACGGCGGCCUUCAAGCGCAAAAUUCUCGGGAGCGACAUCGAUCGGCUCUUGACAGUGACCGACUGCACGGUCGAGCUCCCGCCCGAGGAGGUGGCAAUGCUGAUGGCAGACGCCGGGUUGGCGGCGGCGGCGCUGCCGCCGUCGUUGUCGGGGCUGUUGUGUGCGGCCGGCUCGGACCUGCUGUACAAUACGCGAAGGUACAACACGAGCCGCUUCACCGAUGUGGAGGUGUAUCUCAGCUCCUUCAUCGGCCUCGGAACGCGCAGCGUCUACACGCGCGUGCAGCUGCGUGCCGUGUGGCCGCUGCAGCGCCCAUUCCUGGCGCCCGUCAGUGGCGGAGACGGCACCGGCGACACACAGCAGCCCCAACAGCCCCAGCCACAGCCCCACGCACUCGGCAUGCUCGCGACCUACCCCUCCUAUCCCAGCGUAUGCGCCGCAGGGGCUCCCGGCCAGCCGUCACCCGCGUCUCUUGACCGCGCCCCAGUGGCUUCCUUGGCUCUGCUGCGCCCCUGGCGCCUGACCACCCAAGAUACAGACCCGACCCGCGGCGUGGAUCAGCGCACUGGGAUUGUGAUGCUGUGCGACGCGCUCCUGCUGUCAUCCGAUGAUCCGUUCUUCGCGCCAUCGUACGGGCAGGUCCAGAGCGACGUCACAAUGCCCAGCCUGGUCCUGGGCGAGCCGCUGUCACUGCGGCUGCUGCACGCGUCCGACGUCAGCAGCGCCGUCACCAUCGCCCAGCCCCGCGCCGCCCUCACGUUGAGGUGGCUGGUGCUCGUGGGACUGCCGGCGGCCCGCGGGUUCACGCAGCUGCCGCUGGGGCCCAGACGUCGAGGCCAGGCGUCGCCACCGCCGCCGGCGUCUCCGAAACAGGUGGCGGCACCCUCGCCGCCGUCUUUGACCCUGGGCGGUGGCGGCACGGCGCUGGAUGACUCGGGGCACAGUGUCUCGGGCCGGCGGCUGCGGCAGCUGCAGCAUGGAAGUGGAUCACGCCCGGCGCACCUGUGGUCGUACAAUAGGCUCGGCAGCGGCGACGGGGCGCUGGGGCGGCGCGGUAUUGGCUCAUCGCCUCACCGGCGGUUGCAACAAGAGGAGCAGCAGCAGCAGGCUGGCAGCAGCUCUGCAACACAGGGUCUGGCGCCGGCGCUGGCCAACUUCACGUCCUGCCUCUGGACGUUUGAGUUCGACCGCUCGCCAGAGGCCCUGGCGGCGGACUUGGCGGGUGGCGCGGGCGGGCGGCCGGCGGGCCUGCCACGCCUGCAACUGGACGGGGUGGUCCUUGUGGUGCCGCAGGCGGAGUUGCAGCUGCUGGGGCGUGUGUGGGCCGCGUCGGCUGACCUGCUGAGCGGCCGGCUGGCGUUCUCUGCGGACACGGACCCCGGUCUGGCGGCGGCGCUGCGUGCGAUGCUGGAGGGCUCGGCGCUGCUUGAACCACAACCUGGUCCCACCGGCAGCAGCACGCAGGACAGAGUCUAUCUGCACAGCGAUGGAAUGCUAGAGUUUGAGGAGGUGGCGUGGUGCGGGUGGAAUGGAUACAACGUCACGCUCAUCACAGAGGGCGACGCAGAUUUAGGGAAUGCGGUGACCGUGCUGCGAAUAGAUAAUGCCCCCUACGUCGCCAUUACCACUGCAGUGGUCUCGCCGGCCCUGACUCUGCCGGUGGUGGAGUUCACGGCAUCCCCAUCAGCUGCUGCCCCCGGCCCUCAAGGAGACAUGACCUCAGCGCCGGGUGGUGCGGUGGCAGUGGUGCCGUCCGCGGCGCCGCCGCCUGGGGCCUCGGCGGACCAGCAGCCACAGCAGCAACAGCAGCAGCCGCAGCAGCAGCAGCGCCUACCCGCAGGCCACAGCCCGGCACCACGACCGGCGCCUGACACGCAGCAGCCGGGUCAGCAGGGCAGUGGCAGCACCGGCGGCAGCUCCGCAGCUGAGGCACCUGAAGCAUUGGGGGGCGCGGAGCCUAUCCAGCAGCCCCAGGGCUCAAACUCCGAAGGCAGCAGCGGCGGCAGCAGCGGGGCUGUGUUGCCCAGCCAAUCUGCAGUCGCUGGCGGCUCAAAGUCGGAAGCCGGGACGGUGGUUGCGAUUGUGGUAUCCUGCGUGGGCGCGGCGACGGUCACCGGCGGGUUGCUCCUGCUGUACGUGGGGUACCGCAGCCGCCAUGCGCGCCGGUACCAUGGCGCCAGCGCGGCAGGCAAAGCGGUGGCUGACCGCUUGAGCAGCGCUGCUGAUUCGGACCUCUUACGUACAUCCACGGUAUCCGGCUCCGGCGUCACUGAGCCGCGGCGUGACAGCGGCGCCGCUAGCCGCGGUGACAGCAGGCGCGGCGGCAAGAGCAGACUCGCCCUCGGCUCUUCCGCGCUCAGCGCGAGCCAAGAAGUCACUGCCGAGACGUCCUCGUAUGCGCUCGGCAGUUCCGGCUGCAGCGGCCCAACCGGCAGCAACGCAACCAGCAGCGCAGCCGGAGGAGCUGCGGACGGAACGACGGCGAGUGGGCGGCUAGGAACGAUCAACCGUGCAAUGGUGGGAAUGCUCUUGGCUGUGGAAGAAGGCCGGCGGCGGGUGGCGCACUUAGGGCCUGACGUGGGGCCUGUAGGCGGAGCUGCACCCUCUGCCGAUGCAGCUGCUCGGCCGGGCGCAGCAGUGGCAGAGGUGGCAGCAGGCGCAGCACAGCUGGCCGGCGGCAAUUUUCCCAUCGCGGCAUCAGUUGCAGACCCCAGCAGCGUGCAUGACGCAAACGUGCCGCUGUUGCGCUUGCCCACCAGCACGACAGCUGCCUGUGGCCCUGUGUCGGCGGGAGCAGCGGGGCUUGCAGUUGUGCCGCUUGAAAGCAGCCCUCUUCAGAGCGGGGCGAUCGGUUGCGGCGGUCACGGCGACGGUACAGCAGCUGCAACCCAGCUGCAGCCGCAGCCGCCUUCACCGCACACUUCGCUGCCCCUCACCAUCACCGGCGAGUUGGGCCGCGGCGCGCAGGGCGUGGUGUACCGCGGCGUGUGGCGCGGGCUGGACGUGGCGGUCAAGAGCGUGCUGUUCCACCACACGGAGGGCGGCGUGCAGGAUCCGCAUGCGAAGCAAGCAGUUGAGGAGGCGGCCAUUGCCGUGAGCAUGGCGCAUCCCAACAUCGUGGCCACCUACACCUACCAGCUGCAGCAGCUGCCCUCGACAUACUGCGGCAUGUUAAGUCCUGAGGGUGUGGGGUCCAGUGCUCCUGAGUCGCCCGUGGGAUCUGGUGGCUUCAUGGGGCGGGUGUCGCUCCACAACCAGGAGGCGGAGGUGUGGAAGCUGACGCUCAUUCAGGAGCUGUGUGACGCCAACAGCUUGCGGCACUGCCUGCAGUCCGGGCUGCUGCUGCUGGGGCAGCAGGCGGCAGGCGUAGGCGUCGACGCUGGGCAGUCACCAGCAAUACAGUCGCCGGCGGCCCGGACGGUGUUGCUGCUCGCCUGCGACAUAGCGCGGGGCCUGGCGCACCUGCAUGAGCGCGGGGUGGUGCACGCGGACCUGUCCUCCAACAACGUGCUGCUGCAGAGCAGGAGGAGUGCCACAACAGCUCCGGUGGCUGCGCCUGACACGGGGCUUGGCGUUGUGGCCAAGCUGUGUGAUUUUGGUCUGAGCGGACGACUGGACGUGGAGGCGGAUGUAUCGCACCUUUCAGGGCCCGCCAGGCGCUCCUCUGCGUACUCUGCGCCGGAGCUGGUGGUGCACGGCCGCUCGGGCCCAGCAGGCGACGUGUACGCCUUCGCGGUGGUGCUGUGGGAGCUGGCGCUGGGCCUGCCGCUGCCUAUGGCUCUGGCGCGGCCUGAGAGCGCAGGCCUGCGUGCGUGGCAGUCGGAGCAGGCGCGCCUGUUGCCGCUUGGAGACGACACACUGGAGGGGCCUCCAGGCGCGGGGUCAAAGGUGCUGGGCCCGCCCUCGGCGUCGCUGGCGCUGCCGCCAGGCCUGCUGUGGUGGCCUGCACACACGCCGCCGGCGCUGAAGGCGCUGGCAGCGGAGUGCCUGCAGGUGGAGCCGCGGCGCCGACCCAGCUCUGCGACCGUGCUUGUGCGAUUGGAGCAGGCGCUGCAGCAGCUGCAGCUGCCCGGCAGUGCGCACACGGAACUGCAGGGGCUGUGGGCCCGGCUGGGUUUAACGUGGAGAGGGCGGAAAUAGCAGGACAAUUGGUUCAUGGGACUCUGCCUUGCUGAAUAACUGCUGAAGCUCUUGAUUCUUACAUUCUUGAUAUUGUAAAAACUGUUUGAGGUUUUGUGCAUCGCUGCAUCUGCCACAACACGAGUGUAAGGGUGUGUGGGUUCACGUGCAUUUGUCGAGGUUGUUUGUCUGGUGGGCGGUGCACACGCCACCACCGUGCGGAGUAAGUUACAGAAGUGAGUGAUGGUGUCAUUUCAGUUUUACGUGUAUUGAUGCAGUGUGCAUAGGGACUGUCUCAUCAGUAUGUUCACGUACCGUCUGUAUGCCAAUCAACAGUUGGUGGCGCGCUACGCAUGUUGUGCACAUUUGCAAUCGUCCAAGCACCAGAUGGGAGCAGUGGCAGUGACGCGUCAGCUGAUUCCCACUAUGGUCACAUGUCUUGUGCGGGCAUGCCCAGUAACUGGGUGUGUUUCUUGUGACGAGCCGCUGGCUUUGCGAGUGGUUUAAAAACUCUGACCCGAAGAAGUGCGAUCCGCUCACCGAAUGCAUGAAGGCACCAGCCGAAGCUGUUGGGCAAUCACGCAAGAGCUCCAAGCCAUUGUGCGAUACACAUUGCGCAUCAAUCACACACAUGGUGGCAGAUUUAGCUUGGUGUAAUGUCCGGAGUGAGGCGCACGGACAGGACUUCAGGGAAACAAGGUAGUCCUGCACAUCACCGUUGGGGGUGUUGGCAGGUUUGUCAGUGGCCAAGAUUGUGAUGCAAGGAUGGACACAGUGUGCACCGUGGGACGCACAACUCGAUUGCGCCUGCACGUAUAGCGAUAGAUAAUGGCGAGGACGGCGAGCCUUCACGCUCGCGCUCGACAUAGUGGGGCUGAGCAACUGGGCGGAAUCAUGGUUCGGGCGGCGUCCCCUCUGGGCAUCCCGUGCGCAGCGACACGUGGGCAGUGCACCAUGCAGGAGCUGGAAGCGUGUCGCAUGUGACACAGUCCUCUGUCGAUAUCAAGGACUGUAAGCGAUUAACGGUCACUCCGAGCGGCUUUAAUAUCGCGGCCUGUAAGCCUCGAGUGGGGUGGCCACGAACACAGCCGAUGGUGCCUGACGAUGUGACAAUUGAAU
Chlamydomonas reinhardtii is the source of this 6478-nucleotide messenger RNA. RefSeq lists its product as uncharacterized. Gene Ontology annotation, molecular function: protein kinase activity; ATP binding. The transcript has 5 exons. The coding region runs from base 302 to 5380 and encodes 1692 amino acids. Lineage: Eukaryota; Viridiplantae; Chlorophyta; Chlorophyceae; Chlamydomonadales; Chlamydomonadaceae. Gene Ontology annotation, biological process: protein phosphorylation. The record is from RefSeq and is a predicted model, not a curated record.